AUGGGGUCCAAUGCCGAUGGCUCCUCCACGAUUUCCGCCCUCUCCGAUUCUUCCAAUCGCCCAGGCAUCGCGGCCUUGUGGCAGCUCGUCGCGGCCCAACGCCCUCCUUACAUCUCCGUCGCAAACUACUUCUCCUCCCUCUACCGCAAUGACUCAGUGAACUGGGGCCAGGUCGUGUUUCUGACUACCUGCGUGAUCACCAUGGCCGCCUGCGGUCUCAUCUCCUCAUUUGUUCGACGCAGAUGGUCGCUGAAGACUCGAUCGUCCAAGGCGCGCAACGCUUCCUCCACCAAGUCGACCAAAUCUACCAAGACUCUUACCUCGUCCGAUGACGACUACGAAGACGACGAUUACGAUAGCAAUGGCUCGCUGCGACAUGGCACUGACCCUAACCACACCAAGGCCACGGAGUGGUCGGUGGAACCUCAGCAGCAAGGCUCGGACGGUAAGAGAAUUUCAAUCCAGGCGCAAGCUGUCGCAACACCCUUUCUAACCCCCACCAAAGCUGUCAAAACAGAUCCUGGUCUUUUGAAGAAGUUUACCUCCUUCGCCUCAUACACUACCUCCGUGGCGACCUAUCCUGCUAUUCGGACCUUCUACUCCCCGCAUCCUCACCUAAGCCGCCUCCCGACAAAGCCUUCACCCGUUCCGCUACUGGUUGUCGUGCACGGUCUUGGCGGAUCUCUCGCGCAAUUCCACCAUCUGCUCACCAGUCUGUCCAACAUUGGGACCUGUCUUGGUAUUGAUUUGCCCGGUUGUGGCUUGUCCAAAUUUGCGCCCACCGAAUGGGAGGCUUACACCGUUGAGGCACUGGCUGAACUUCUCGUCGUGGCUAUCGAGCGACACCGGGAUCGCGAAGCUGGACAGGAUGUGGUUUUGAUCGGUCACAGCUUGGGCUGCUCUCUAUCGGCUCUGAUAGCUUCUUCUGCGUCAUCCGUUGGGAACAGUUUGAAAGAGCAUAUAAUUGGUCUUGUCGCGGUGUGUCCCCGGGCAACGCCCCCUUCAGCUGAUGAUGUCGCAUCUUUCCGUCGUCUGCUGCAUAUCCCUGGUCCGAUCUUCGACCUGUGGCGUCUUUGGGACCGCCGUGGUGGCACGCAGAGUGCCAGCGUGAUGAGAAUGGUUGGUAACGAUGCUGAUCUGGAGACUCGAGAUCUCCAAGUGCGCUUCAAUAAGCAGAGUCGUACGCCGGUCUGGCGUCGCAUGGCAUGGGGUACACUCCCUUCUUACGAGACCGGGGGAGCUGUUGGAGGUAUGCCGGGGGAGAAAAUUUGGGCUGGUGUCCGUAUGCCCGUCCUGUUAAUUGCAGGUGAGGCCGACGCAGUGACCAAGCCUGCUGAGGUACAGAAGCUUCUGCAUAUUUUUGGCGACACUUCGGCUCAUACCGCAAUCGACACAACUGGCAGCAGCAUUAUCCCCGAUGCUUCGCGUGUCCAUGAUCAGAUGACCGCUCCGAUAAACGGCCGUGCCCAUGAAGAAGUCUAUGGUCUUCAGACCACCGAGACGGAAAAGCCGCUGGAACAAGGUAAUGGACAGUUGAAGCGAGUGGUUAAGUCUGCCAUCCUGCCAGCGCCGGCUUCCCACGCCCUCCUCUACGACCGAGCAACCUACCGCACGCUUGCCGGAAUUAUCCAAGACUUCCUCUCGUCAAACAUCGACAAGCGGCUGGGUCUGGGAUGGCAACUCCAACACAUGAACACAUCCGGCAAAUGGGACGUGAAGAAUCUGGCUAAAUGGCAGAAGGUAGCCCCCGUCUCCAAGCCGAUCGCCGGCACCCUUGCCGCAUUGAAGAUGCUCCGUGAGGUCGACGAAGAACAUAACCCCGUUCGGUUCUCCGCGCAAUACAAAGGCAGCAUCUACGCUGUGAUCGACAUCAGUCACGAGAGCCCAGUCUACAACCCCGAGACGCUGGAAGCAGGCGGCAUCCACUACCGCAAACAACCAACCGUCUCCAAGAUCCCUCCGACUCCCGACGAGACUCGCGACUUCAUCGCUCUGGUCGACGGUCUCCGCGAAGAGAUCCAUCAACUAGAAGCCACUCGCGAAGACGAGAAGAACGAGCAUGCAACCCGCCCGCUCGUCGGUGUCCAUUGUCACUAUGGGUACAACCGCACAGGCUUCUUGAUCGUCUGCUACCUCAUCGAGCGACUCGGAUAUGGUGUUCAGGAUGCGAUUGACGAGUUCAACCGGUGCCGACCACCGGGUAUUCGACAUGGUCACUUCAUUGAUACUCUCUUCGUGAGGUAUUGUGUGGGGCUGAAGCGGGCUCCUACUCUGUAG
Molecule: messenger RNA, 2277 nt
Organism: Penicillium argentinense
Lineage: Eukaryota; Fungi; Ascomycota; Eurotiomycetes; Eurotiales; Aspergillaceae
Product: RNA 5'-triphosphatase domain-containing protein
Exons: 1
Coding region: 1-2277 (758 amino acids)
Biological process (GO): protein dephosphorylation; 7-methylguanosine mRNA capping
Molecular function (GO): mRNA guanylyltransferase activity; protein tyrosine/serine/threonine phosphatase activity
Source: RefSeq, a predicted model, not a curated record